Molecule: messenger RNA, 1095 nt
Organism: Adineta ricciae
Lineage: Eukaryota; Metazoa; Rotifera; Eurotatoria; Adinetida; Adinetidae
Source: the annotation of a GenBank genome assembly
AUGGUCUGUGCGAUAAGUUUCUCUUCGACACAACAUUCUUUACCGUGCUAUGUAGCACAUAUGAGAUGGACCCAGCGAUACGGUGUUGUGGCAGUGGCCAUUGUUGUUGUGAUCGCAUUAAUCGUAGUUCUCCAACAAAAACAACAUUAUGAAGAACACACGCGUCAAACAAUUGAAUCAUUACAGAAUCGUAUUGAUUAUGUCUCACGUUUAAAUGAUGAACAUCUACUAGAAUUGUCUUCGAUCAAACAACAAAACAUUCGUCUAAUUCGUUCUUUGAAUACGAUCAAAUCCUGUCAUCGUCGGGCAAACAGUUCAUCUCUAAACUUGAAUUCUAACAGUACAAUCACAGAUGACACACUCAAUGAUAACAAUGUCGAUUCGUUAAAGAAUGGUUUUCAUUUGCCACCAAGUUUUAGUUAUUUAUCGCAUCUUCAAGGCAAGUAUGAUAUGUUGUCACCAGCAUUUCGUCGUCAGACAGCGAGUCGAAAGUAUUUACGAGCUAAUGUGUCGUUCAUCAUCGGUAUCCCAACUGUGAAACGAGAUAAACAGUCAUAUUUAAUCGAAACAAUCAAGUCUUUGCUCGAUAAUUUGAACAAUGAUGAUAUGGAACGUUUAUUAAUUGUUAUCUUCAUUGCCGAACCGUUCGAUAUCGGAUAUGUUCGAACAACAGCACAACAAAUCGAAAAACUUUACAAUAAAUAUAUUGAAAAUGGUUUAAUUGAAAUUAUCAGUCCUCCUAUCGAGUUCUAUCCUGAUUUCGAAACAUUGAAAUUGAGUUUAAAUGAUGAUAAACAACGCGUGAAAUGGCGCACGAAACAAAAUUAUGAUUUCACCUAUUUAAUGAUGUAUUCCGCAGUUCGAGGCAAAUAUUACAUACAAUUAGAAGACGAUGUCGUCACUAAACCGGGAUACAUUCAAAUCAUUGAAGGCUUUAUCAAUAAACAAAAAAGUCAAGAUUGGUUUAUGUUAGAAUUUUCAAGUUUAGGUAAUUAUGUGUUUCACCGUGCUUGUUUUUUGACUAAGAAAGGUCGAUAUAAUAUGAAAGGUGACUCUCACAGGAAUUCGAGUGAUAUUAAAUUAGAAGAUCAAUGA